Herpailurus yagouaroundi (jaguarundi) is the source of this 2972-nucleotide messenger RNA. RefSeq names its product selectin P ligand (gene SELPLG). NCBI's taxonomy places the organism in Eukaryota, Metazoa, Chordata, Mammalia, Carnivora, Felidae. Gene Ontology annotation, cellular component: plasma membrane. The transcript is spliced from 3 exons. The record is from RefSeq and is a predicted model, not a curated record. The coding region runs from base 91 to 1680 and encodes 529 amino acids. Gene Ontology annotation, biological process: leukocyte tethering or rolling.
GAACUGCUUGCUUUUGGACCUCCGAGCAUGCAGCCUUGGUGUGCCAGACGUGGCCAAAUGAGUGAGUCCGGAUAGAGAAAUAAAAUAAGCAUGUCUUGCCCUGAUGGACUUUGCCAUCUAGCUCCUCAGAGAAGUUACCGAUUGGAGCUAAAAGGACCACCUGUGCAUCUAGAGAUGACUCUGGAAGGAAUGACUGCAUCGUAUUUGCAAACCUCAGGAAGGCCGUUGAAGGUUGGCAGGGUCUGGGACCACAGCCCCGGGUGCCACAGCAGUGCCCUGGCAGUGUGGGCUCGGUCCCUGUCACUGAGGCAGAGAAGCGGCUUCUCCCCGGCUCACGAGGCAGCUGUCCCAUGCUCUGCUGAGCAGGGUGCCAUGCCUCUGCAAGUCCUCCUGCUUCUGAUUUUGCUGGGCUCUGACAGCAGCCUGCAGCUGCGGGAGACAUGGGAGAAUGGAACCAUUGAGGCCCCGGACCCCCUGCUUGUGCAGGGCCAGAAACAAGUGGAGGAGGACCCAGAACAGGACAUGUAUGACUAUAUUGGCACGGACCCUCCAGAAACGCUUUUUACAAAUAGACCUGGGCCUGUGUCCCUGACCUGGACAUUUCUAGCUGAGAUGGCAACAUUGGGGCAGAAGGAUUCUGGAACUCCUGAACAAGCCACUCUGGUGAUAGCCAGAGGGGACUCCGUUGGCCUGGACUCAAGAGGGAUGGCCAUGGGGAAUCUGAGCACGGAAGUGGCCACGCAGGGGGUUCCCGUCACGCUGGGCCCUCUGAGCAAAGAACAGGUCACUGUGUUACUUCCCAUCACAGAGGCUUCAUCCACAGAGGGGGCUCCAUCCACAGAGCUCGCCACCAUUGAGGCCCUGUCUGCGGAGCCGGCAGCCACAGAGGCCCUGACCACACAACCUGCGGCCACAGAGGCCCCGUCCACGGGGCCGGCAGCCACAGAGGCCCUGACCACACAACCUGCGGCCACAGAGGCCCCGUCCACGGGGCCGGCAGCCACAGAGGCCCUGACCACACAACCUGCGGCCACAGAGGCCCCAUCCACGGGGCCGGCAGCCACAGAGGCACAGACCACACAAACUGCGGCCACAGAGGCCCCGUCCACGGGACCAGAAGCCACGGAUGCCCUGUCCACAUCCAUGGAGCCCACUGCCACAGAGGCCCCGUCCACAGAUCCCGCCACCACGAAGGUCCCAUCCACAGGUCCUGCGACCACAGGGAGCCUAACCAUGGCCCUGCUUGUGCCCUCUGAUCCUCACAACAGCACCACCGUGGCGGUAGGCAAUUCAUCUGAUGGCUUCAUCAAACAAUGGAAAAAUAAUCAGAAUCUUGCCCCCCAGAGCUCCGUGGCCCCCAGCCCCACAGAGGCUCUGGACCGCAUCCCUGUGAAGCAGUGCCUGCUGGCCAUCCUCGUCCUGGCCCUGGUGGCCACUAUCUUCCUCGUGUGCACGGUGGUGCUGGCUGUCCGCCUCUCUCGCAAGAAUCACAUGUACCCUGUGCGCAAUUAUUCCCCCACUGAGAUGGUCUGCAUCUCGUCCCUGCUGCCUGAGGGGGGCGAAGCGCCCUCGGCCACGGCCAACGGGGACCUGCCCAAUGCCAAGAGCCAGGGCCUAAAGGCGGGGCCGAGGGAGGGCCGAGAUGGGGAUGACCUCACCUUGCAGAGUUUCCUCCCUUAACCCCCACCCCUCACCCGCUCAUCCAUCUGAACAGGACCCUCGCCUCCCUGCUCCCUCCAAGGCCCGCUGGGCCACCACUGAGCACCCCGGCUCUGUUCCACGGGUCCGGGCUUCCUUGGGGCCCCUAGGGAUGGGGAUCUCUAGGACAGAGCCCCCAGGUGCCCCACAGGAAGGAGAGCAGCUGAACUCUUGCAGCCAAAGCAGGACUGUGGGCAAGCCACCGCACCCUCCCUCCUGCCUCCGGGGGGGCCCGGGGAGAUCCCUCCACCUCCCUGUCUCCCACCUGUCUGGGCUCCCUCUGAGGCCUUCCACGGCUGGAGCCUCAUCCCCAAGCACCCGGUGAAGCCCCCGCCCUCACGCCCAUUUUCUUCUGGUUGCCAUGGUCACCACACAGGAAAGGGGGCAUUUUGGGGGCGGGAGUGCUGGAUUCUGAAGGCCAUUCCCUGCCCCUCUCCGACUUGGGGCAGCUUGGGUUUUCUUGGGCAUCUCCCCAGGGAGCCCAGGGUGAGAUCCUGGCCCGGGAGGGCUGGGACGGGCUUGGAGAGCCCAGGGCCAUACCUUUCUUUGGGGCUGUGUGGGUCAUUGUUCACUGAAAUGUCCCACUCCCCAGCCCACGGCCCGGGACAGCGCAGGUGCUCAAUAAAUAUUCGAUGAACUAACGGUGGCUGUUUCAGGGCGUCAAGGUGUCUCCUGCUGGGGCUUUGGUCCCUUGCUGUUCACCCCGGCCCCCGGCCCGCUCCAGAAACCCCCCCAACCCCCCGGUCUGUGCCUUAAGUUUUCAGUAUUGUCUCUUGGACACCGGGGGCAUCUUGGUACAUCCUUGGGCAGCCGGGAAGGUUGUAGGCCGUUGGGGGGAUGGGGAAACUGGUCCCCGAAUCCACUUUAUUCAACUCCACCCCCCCCCCCAUGACCCAGUUCUGGCAUACAGAAUUUGGUUCCCGCCCCGACUCUCAGACAAACGCGUCCUCUCAACGUCAGUGCCAUCCUCCCCAGAAACUCACCCUGACCUCUCCCGGGGAGGGGGGGGGGUGGCCUGUCUCCCAUUUAACACCCGCUCCUCACAGGGCUGAGCACAGCUGCGGCCUACGAGGUUUUCGAACAAAAUUUGGGGCCAGCAAACUUUCUUCUUCAAUGGCCAGACCAAAAAUAUGUGACGUUUUGCAGACCGCGCGGUCCCCGUUGCAACUCGUCAGUUCCAUCCUUGGUCCUCGUAGAUUGUGUGUGGUCGUUGACGAUGUGUCACAAAUGAAUAGGGUUGGCUGCGUUCUAAUAAAACUUUAUUUACAAACAAA